Molecule: messenger RNA, 3450 nt
Organism: Ornithodoros turicata
Lineage: Eukaryota; Metazoa; Arthropoda; Arachnida; Ixodida; Argasidae
Product: methylthioribose-1-phosphate isomerase-like
Exons: 6
Coding region: 189-1244 (351 amino acids)
Molecular function (GO): S-methyl-5-thioribose-1-phosphate isomerase activity
Source: RefSeq, a predicted model, not a curated record
GCCAAUAACGGUUUGAAAUGUGAAGCCGCGGCCAGGAAUUUAUUCUCCGAUCCAUUCUUACUUCACAUUACAAGGCAUUCCUUAUCACACUGACGUGGCACUGCCUGCGCUAGCAUUGAGUAUAAAAUCGUAAAGCCAGGACCCCUGGAGCACAUUCAAGGUGCUUUUGACAGCAGAUUCGUUGCAGAAUGCUGCAAGCUAUAAAGUGGCAGAACUGUAAACUGCAGAUACUGGACCAAUUGUUUGUUCCAAAUGAAACACGCUAUAUUCCUAUCCCGGACGUCUCUACAGCAUGGGAUGCCAUCCGAAGCAUGAAGGUACGAGGGGCCCCAGCAAUUGCAAUCGUCGCCAUACUGGGUCUUGCAACUGAGAUCAAAGAAAAGAAAUUUAAUUCGAAAGCCGACGUGUUGCAAUAUGUUUUGAAGCAGUUGGCUUUCUUGCUGACAUCUCGACCAACUGCUGUCAACCUUAAAAAUGCUGCCGAUGAUUUUGAGACCCUUGCAAGAGCACUGCAUGCUGAUGAAAUCGUGUCCGUGCAGGACAUGAAGGAUAGGAUUGUUUCACAGGCAGGGAAGAUGUUGGAGGACGAUAUUAUCACAAACAAGGCCAUAGGAAAGCAUGGAUCGAGCCAUAUUCUUGAUUUGUGUUCGAAGCACCCGGUCAGCAUCUUGACACAUUGCAAUACCGGGAGUUUAGCAACAGCUGGCUAUGGCACAGCUUUAGGUGUGAUCCGAAGUCUCCAUAACGCGGGAAAACUACACAGGGCCUACUGUACAGAAACAAGGCCUUACAACCAAGGAGCUCGGCUGACUGCCUUCGAACUUGUACACGACAAAAUUCCAUCAACACUGAUCUGCGAUGACAUGGUAGCCGCUCUCAUGCAGUCAGGAGCUGUAUCGGCUGUUGUCGUCGGAGCCGAUAGGGUCGUGGCUAAUGGCGAUACAGCGAACAAGAUUGGAACAUACCAAAUUGCAAUCUGUGCAAAGUACCACGGAGUUCCCUUUUACGUGGCAUCGCCGACCACGACCGUGGACGCCACGAAGAAAACGGGCAAAGAGAUCCCAAUUGAAGAGAGACCUCACAGAGAAGUCACACAUCUUCAAGGAUUAAGGCUGGCCCCUGAUGGAAUGAACUGUUGGAAUCCCGCUUUCGACGUGACACCGGCUGAACUAAUAACCGGAGGAAUUAUCACUGAGAAGGGAGUCUUCAAGCCAAGCGCUAUCUUGGAUGCUCUCAAGAGCUGAUGUCGUGUAAUACGUGUACGUAUACCAAUACAGGCUGCCCAGUCCAUCUAAGGUCGAGCAAAAAUAUCCGGGACGUGCGCGUAAUAGUGUCAAUUAUCUUUCAUUAGCAUUAAAAUACGUUGGUUUUAUAGAGAACUGGAGCUUGAUACUGCUCUGAGAUGCGGGAAUUUGCUAUAGGGGAAAACAAGAAAAUCUGACGCUGUUUAGAUUUCCCUCUACUAGCCCUAGUCAGCGAAAACAGAAGGUAAGGCCAGCAGUUAGUGCACUGUUCUUUCAUUCCCAUUGUGAUAAUAUGCAUUGUAUUGCAAGAGGAACUGGAGAACUCCUUGGAAUCGCGUACUGUCUUGCCGAACCAUAUGAAUUGUCCUGCAUGUACAUACGUAGUUCUCCGCACCGCUGUAGCACCGCUUUAGAUUUUGUGUGGACACCAGACUGUGAAGCUGCAUAAAGCCACUUGCCAAAUUUUAGCAUUUCAUAUCCUUCCCAUAAUGUGAGUUUACUGAUGUAGCGGGCCUGUGACAGUCUCGAUUGUGUGAGCGUCCCAAAGAUGUCGACCUCGACUGUGGGUGACUUCACAGUCAUGUUGCUCAAGCUCCAAUAUCCAUCACUGUUCGCGAUUUUUUGGUCGAACUCUCCGCCACAGGCAGGUCAGAGCAUCAUUAGCUGUCACAAGGUAAAAUGGCCGAUGCAAGUACGAAUAUCUGUGUUGGGUCACAAAUAUGGUAUCUGACCUUUCCAGCAUCUGCUUUUGACGCAUCAUAUUGUUUCGUGAACAAGCAUGACGGAAAUCCAUUUUAUUUUUAUAAAUACUGUAAUAUAACGGAGUCUUUGUAUCAUCUUGUUAUAUAUUGAGGCAGGCAUAGGUUGUAGAAGGAGCUGUCCAUGAAGGAGUCUAUGGGCUGCCACGAUACCCAGCCAUCACGCUGAAGAAUAUCGAUGCUGUUGCACGUUGGGCUUGAAUAGUGAGGAUCCUGAGAAGAAUUGGCCGGUGGAAAUCGCGUAAAUUCCCCGUUCUAAAACAUGACUCACAGGGUUAGUUGAGGAAGGAGGAGCAAUUUAAAAAAAAAGUGGAAUGUCGCGUGACAAAGGGGAGACAUGCACGUUUUUCGAGGUUCUGAACAUGGAGGUGCAAUCCUUAAUAGUUCUCUCAGGAAAAGGUGACAGUUAUGAGACAAAUAUUUAAUUGAAUGCUGGCACGAUGUUACGCGAGAAAUAUUUAAGUUCAGCUAAUAAAACUAGUUUGCUCAAUGUGGGGUACAGUUCUGCACUGAACCUGGCAUUCAUGAACAUAAUUCCAGUUGAAGCCUUCCUUCCAAAAUUCAAUAUCAAGCUGAACUAGACACCAACGUUUCCUCACCAACACUUCAAACAGGGAUUAUACAAACUUACUAGAAUGAGCAAGUAGGAUCUGUCUAUGGAUGAACAAAUGCCUAGGACACCUUUUGAUGAUGCAUCAUUGUCUCCUCCUGUAAGAGAUGAAGACGAUAAUUUGAAACGACGACAUACCGAGUACCUCGCAGUAUACCCAUCAUAAUAGGUGACCCAAUAGUAUUGAAAUGCUCCACUAUCCUGUCUCUCUGUUGGUGCAGUUCGCUUCCACUGUACACGUGAAUGACCUUUGAAGGGACCUGGAAUGUCAAAAUGCUUUUCUUUAAAUUCUUCGUUUAAUCUAUGCUAUGAUGCUUGUCCUAGCUAAGCCAAAGCUACUUGCCAGAAAUGGUACAUAAUGCCACUAUUUUAAAGGUUAUAAGGUGCCUGUGUUACGCAGAUUGCUUGUAACAUCAUGUUGAAUCACCAAGGAGUCAUCUUACUGUGAAUUGUGAAUUACACGUGAAUUAUUCGCACGUUGUUGGUACUGUGACUGAUGUGUCUUGCACUCAUUUUGCUAUAGUCGUACAAAAUUUCAAAAAAUUAAGUUUUAGACAGUCAGCAUUCAAGGAUUAUUUAACACUGUUUUCAGCUGUUCCUACAAGUCAUAGAAAACAAAAUAGUAUUGUUGAGUAAGGCACAGCAGAACACUUCCACAAAGAUGGUAUGUGACAUAGGGUACAACUGAAGUCUUGUGCGUGCUGUCUCGACAUUUCCUCAAACGAAAUAAUGAAAUCAGACAUUCUGGGACUUAAAAAUUGUCAGUAGUUGAUUCCUGGUUCACCUCUAUACAUAAAGAUGUUUUUCCACGAUAAAUAUGUACAUGAGUGGCACUCGA